AUGGAUGCCGUGGAUGUGUUGGUGCUUGUGGGUCUUCUUGCUGCGAUUUCCUUCUUCGGUUUGUACACAGCAUUGCGCGGCUCGAAGCAGGCGACCACCACUCAGGUUCUUCAUGGAUCGAAAAGUCCCCGGUCCAAGCAAGCAUGGGAGCAGAAGUUGUUUGAGUUGCUAAUUGCUGAGCAGUUGCAGAUUCUGUUGUAUGUCUCUGUGGCAUUGUACGCUCCAGCUUUGGCUCUUUCAACGAUCAUCUCGAUACCUCUCUCUCUGUCGAUCCUCCUCACUGCUGGUCUUGCUGCACUUUAUGUUAUUUUGGUAGGUUCUUUUUCCUAA
This is a messenger RNA of Gongylonema pulchrum, 330 nucleotides long. NCBI's taxonomy places the organism in Eukaryota, Metazoa, Nematoda, Chromadorea, Rhabditida, Gongylonematidae. The record is from the annotation of a GenBank genome assembly.